Penicillium malachiteum is the source of this 1215-nucleotide messenger RNA. RefSeq lists its product as uncharacterized. The coding region runs from base 1 to 1215 and encodes 404 amino acids. The record is from RefSeq and is a predicted model, not a curated record. Gene Ontology annotation, biological process: polysaccharide biosynthetic process. Gene Ontology annotation, molecular function: pyridoxal phosphate binding; dTDP-4-amino-4,6-dideoxygalactose:2-oxoglutarate transaminase activity. NCBI's taxonomy places the organism in Eukaryota, Fungi, Ascomycota, Eurotiomycetes, Eurotiales, Aspergillaceae. The transcript has a single exon.
AUGUCUUCUUCAUCGAAGAGAAUCACUGCAACAAGCAGCACGGUGAUCGGAAAUGAAUUGGACUACGCUCGAGAAGUUUUAAAAUCUGGGAAUUUGAACGGAAAAGGGAAAUACUCGAAGCUCUGCGAAAAAUGGCUUGAGAGUUUCAUGCACGGUGGCCGAGCUUUUGUUGUAUCCUCUUGCACCUCAGCGCUCGAAAUUGCCGCAAUACUCGCGGAUAUCAAACCAGGUGACGAGGUUAUUGUCCCAAGUUAUACCUAUGUCACCACUGUCAACUCCUUUGUUCUUCGUGGGGCUACGCCCGUGUGGGUAGAUCUUGACAAGGGAAUGCAUAUCGAUGCCUCACUCAUUGAAGCUGCGAUUACCCCGAAGACCAAGGCCAUCAUUCCAGUUCAUUAUGGAGGUAUUGCCUGUGAAAUGGAUACCAUAAUGGAUAUUGCCAAGCGAAACAACUUAUUCGUAUGUGAGGAUGCGGCGAUGGCUUGCAACUCAACAUAUAAAGGACGCAUGCUCGGUACCAUCGCACCGGUCGGUUGUAUCAGUUUUCAAGAGAAGAAGAAUUUCACUGCCGGUGGUCAAGGCGGAGCUCUUCUGAUAAAUGAUCCCAACCUCAUCGAACGAGCUGAGACCAUCUAUGAACAUGGUACCAAUCGGGCGCGUUUCAUACGUGGCGAGGUUGAUCGAUAUGAGUGGAUCGACUUGGGUGUAAACGCCACUCUGACUGAGCUCCAAGCAAGUUUCUUAUAUUCUCAGCUUCAGGCCUCGAGAUUCAUCAGCAUCAGAAGGCUGUAUCUUUGGAAUCGCUACCACUCAGCGUUAACACCGUUAUUGAAAAGAGGAUGCAUUAUGCUUCCCGAAGUACCAAAAGAUAUAACACACAAUGCGAACGUGUUUUGGAUCAGAGUCACCGAUCCCACACAGCGGGAUGAUCUAAUCCGGCAUCUUGAUCAUGCCAAUAUUGAAGCACACCCUCAAUUUAUGCCGCUCCAUCUGUCGCCAUAUGGCCAGAGGAUUGGAAGAUUUUCGGGUGACGAUCGGGUUACUACGAUGGCGAUAUCACAGAUUUUGAUUCUACCGCUGAGUAUGAUAAUGACUAAUGAAGAGCAGAAUAUGGUCAUUCGUGAGAUUUUUUCGUUCUGGCAGCCUGAGCUCGGGGAUAGGAAGUUCGGUGACUCAAAUGAAACGAGGGAUAGCGAAACGACUGAGUGUUCCUGA